AUGGAGGUGGAUGCAGACGAGAAGCGCCAUCGCACACGGUCCAAAGGUGUUCGAGUUCCCGUGGAACCAGCCAUACAAGAGCUGUUCAGUUGCCCUACUCCUGGCUGUGAUGGCAGUGGUCAUGUUAGUGGGAAAUAUGCAAGACACAGAAGUGUUUACGGCUGUCCUUUGGCAAAAAAAAGAAAAACACAAGAGAAACAACCUCAAGAACCUGCUCCUAAAAGAAAACCUUAUGUGGUUAAAGCUGAUAACUCUUCCGUAGAUGAAUGUUAUGAAACAGAUGGGACUGAGGAAAUGGAUGAAAAGGAAGAGGAGGAGGAGGAAGAGGAGGAGUAUUCUGAUGAUAAUGAGGAACAAGGUGAUGAGGAAGAAGAGGAGGAGGAGGAAGUAGAAGAUAGGGAAGAGGAGGAGGUCGAAGAGGAGGAGGAGGAGGAAGAAGAAGAAGAUGAUGAUGAAGAUGAAAAUGAUGAGGUGGAAGAGGAGGAAGAGGAGGAGGAGGAGGAGGAAGAAGAAAGCGAAGACCAUCAAAUGAAUUGUCACAAUGCUCGAAUGCAAGACACAGAAAAAGACGAUAACAAUAAUGAUGAGUAUGAUAAUUAUGAUGAACUGGUGGCCAAGUCAUUGUUAAAUCUUGGCAAAAUUGCAGAGGAUGCAGCAUACAGAGCCAGGACUGAAUCAGAAAUGAAUAGCAAUACAUCUAAUAGCCUGGAAGAUGAUAGUGACAAAAAUGAAAAUGUUGGUCGUAAGAGUGAGCUGAGUUUAGAUUUAGACAGUGACGUUGUUAGGGAAACUGUGGACUCGCUCAAAUUGUUAGCACAAGGACAUGGUGUAGUGCUUUCAGAAAACGUUAACGACAGAAAUUAUGCAGACAGUAUGUCGCAGCAAGAAAACAGGAAUAUGAACUAUGGGAUGCUAGGGAAGCCUACAAACAAUGGGCUUACAGAAAAAAUGGUGGAAGAAAGUGAUGAAGAGGUAUGUCUCAGUAGCUUGGAAUGCCUGAGGAAUCAAUGUUUUGAUUUGGCCAGGAAGCUCAGUGAGACAAAUCCACAAGAAAGAAAUCAACAGCAGAACCUGAAUUCUCGCCAACACGCUCGGCAAGAAGAUGAUUUUCAAGGACGGACACCUGAUCGGAACUAUUCUGAUAUGAUGAACUUAAUGAGGCUUGAAGAACAGUUGAGUCCCAGAUCUAGAACUUUUUCUAGCUGUGCAAAAGAGGAUGGGUGUCAUGAAAGAGAUGAUGACACCACCUCUAUUACUUCAGAUAGGUCUGAAGAGGUGUUUGAUAUGACAAAAGGAAACUUAACGCUACUUGAAAAAGCUAUUGCUUUAGAAACAGAAAGAGCAAAAGCCAUGAGGGAAAAAAUGGCAAUGGAAGCUGGAAGGAGGGAUAAUAUGAGAUCCUAUGAGGAACAGUCUCCAAGACAGAUUUCUGGAGAUGACAGGAAAUCUAAAUCCAGUGACGGCCAUAUCAAAAAGCCAUAUUAUGGUAAAGAUCCCUCAAGAACAGAAAAGAAAGAGAGCAAAUGUCCUACCCCUGGGUGUGAUGGAACUGGCCAUGUAACGGGGCUUUACCCCCAUCACCGCAGUUUGUCAGGAUGCCCACACAAAGAUAGGGUCCCUCCAGAAAUUCUUGCCAUGCAUGAAAACGUUCUUAAGUGUCCUACACCAGGCUGCACAGGCCGGGGCCACGUAAAUAGCAACAGGAAUUCUCACAGAAGCCUCUCGGGAUGUCCUAUUGCUGCAGCAGAGAAACUGGCUAAAGCUCAAGAGAAGCAUCAGAGCUGUGAUGCAUCAAAAUCAAACCAGGCAUCAGAUCGUGUCUUGAGGCCCAUGUGUUUUGUUAAGCAGUUGGAGAUUCCUCAAUAUGGCUACAGAAACAAUGUCCCCACAACAACGCCCCGCUCCAACUUGGCCAAGGAACUAGAGAAAUACUCUAAGACUACGUUUGAAUAUAACAGUUAUGACAACCAUGCAUAUGGCAAGAGAGCCAUAGCUCCCAAGGUGCAGUCCAGAGAUAUUUCCCCCAAAGGAUAUGAUGCUAAACGUUACUGUAAGAAUUCAAGCCCAACCAGCAGCACAACCAGCAGCUAUGCCCCUAGCAGCAGCAGCAACAUGAGCUGUGGGGGAGGCAGCAGUGCCAGCAGUACCUGCAGCAAGAGCAGCUUUGACUAUACCCAUGACAUGGAGGCAGCACACAUGGCUGCAACGGCUAUUCUGAAUCUUUCCACGCGCUGCAGGGAGAUGCCUCAGAACCUCUCCACAAAACCUCAGGACCUCUGUUCCCGGCAGAAUCCUGAUAUGGAAGUGGAUGAAAAUGGAACGUUAGAUCUUAGCUUGAACAAGCAGAGGCAGCGGGAUGGUUGUUGCACCAUUUUGACGCCACUGGAACCAAUGUCACCGCAACAACAGGCUGUGAUGAAUAACAGGUGUUAUCAGCUGAAUGAGGGUGACUGCUGGGACUUGCCGGUGGACUACACAAAAAUGAAGCCUAGUAGGAUAGAUGAAGAUGAUUCAAAAGAAAUUAAUCCAGAAGAUUUAGAUCCUUUCCAAGAAGCACUAGAAGAACGAAGGUAUCCUGGGGAAGUCACCAUCCCAAGUCCUAAGCCCAAAUAUCCUCAAUGCAAAGAGAACAAAAAGGAUUUAAUAACAUGUCCAACACCAGGGUGUGAUGGGAGUGGUCAUGUGACUGGUAAUUACGCCUCACAUAGAAGUCUAUCUGGCUGCCCCUUGGCUGACAAAAGUAUUCGAAGUAUGCUGGCCACAAGCUCGCAGGAACUCAA
Gekko japonicus is the source of this 2780-nucleotide messenger RNA. It is a transcript of the gene MYT1L, whose product is annotated as myelin transcription factor 1 like. The annotation marks the transcript as partial. Gene Ontology annotation, cellular component: nucleus. Gene Ontology annotation, molecular function: DNA-binding transcription factor activity, RNA polymerase II-specific; RNA polymerase II cis-regulatory region sequence-specific DNA binding; zinc ion binding. The record is from RefSeq and is a predicted model, not a curated record. Lineage: Eukaryota; Metazoa; Chordata; Lepidosauria; Squamata; Gekkonidae. Gene Ontology annotation, biological process: regulation of transcription by RNA polymerase II. The transcript has 14 exons.